This is a messenger RNA of Thermochaetoides thermophila DSM 1495, 603 nucleotides long. RefSeq lists its product as uncharacterized. Gene Ontology annotation, cellular component: mitochondrial intermembrane space. Gene Ontology annotation, molecular function: phosphatidic acid transfer activity. Gene Ontology annotation, biological process: phospholipid transport. The record is from RefSeq and is a predicted model, not a curated record. Bases 1 to 603 code for a protein of 200 amino acids. Lineage: Eukaryota; Fungi; Ascomycota; Sordariomycetes; Sordariales; Chaetomiaceae. The transcript has a single exon.
AUGGUCAAGGUCUUCAGCAACACCGAGACGUUUAACUACUCCUGGGAGGAGGUGUCGACCAACAACUGGCGCAAGUACUGCCCAUGGAACCAAAAGUCGACACAUGUGGUCGCAGUCGAUACCAUCAGCCGGACUGUCGACCCGGAGACGGGCAUCCUGCGCACCGAGCGCCUCAUCACCUGCCGGCAGAGCGCGCCCGACUGGCUGCGCAGCAUGAUGGGCGGCAACUUCGACGAGUCGCAAGUGCUCGAGACGUCCUACGUCGACCCGCGCAACAAGACCGUCACCAUGGUCUCCACCAACCUCACUUGGAGCAACCUCAUCAAUGUCCAGGAGACUGUCGUCUACCGGCCCCUCAACGAGCACCAGACCCGUUUUGAGCAGGAGGCCCAGAUCACGGCUCUCUGCGGCGGCUGGCAGCGCAUCAAGCACAGCAUUGAGGAUACCCUGGUCAAGCGGUUCCGCGAGAACGCGCAGAAGGGCAAGGAGGGCUUCGAGGCUGUGCUUGCUAUGAGCCGCAAGGUGUUCGCUGAGGAGCGCGAGCGCGAGAGGCUCAUGAUGCUGCAGGCUCAAGCUGGCAACAUCCGGACUGCUGCUGCUUAA